Molecule: messenger RNA, 788 nt
Organism: Leptidea sinapis
Lineage: Eukaryota; Metazoa; Arthropoda; Insecta; Lepidoptera; Pieridae
Gene: Mthfs
Product: 5-formyltetrahydrofolate cyclo-ligase
Exons: 6
Coding region: 143-730 (195 amino acids)
Biological process (GO): tetrahydrofolate interconversion; folic acid-containing compound biosynthetic process
Cellular component (GO): mitochondrion
Molecular function (GO): 5-formyltetrahydrofolate cyclo-ligase activity
Source: RefSeq, a predicted model, not a curated record
AUAUUCAUUCAUCAUUAUUACAGUGCCAAAGAAACAAUCGAUCACCCCAAAUGUGCUCUAUGGGUUUGAGAUCGGGACUUCGAGCUAACCAAACCAAACGUCGAAUCCUUGAAUAUACCCUUUCACAUCGCCAGAAUGAAAAAUGAGUCCAAGAACACCGAAUCCAGCCAAGGCUCUGAUCAGAGAGCAGAUAGCAGCACGUAUUGCGACGCUGUCUGCAGAGGAGAAGAAUCGUCAGUCGAGUAUCGUGUAUAAUAAGGUAAUAAAUCAUCCCCACUACAAGUCAGCUAAUCGCAUAGCCUUGUUCAUGAGCACUGACCAGGAGAUCAACACAGCGCCCAUGAUAGCCCACAUCAAGGCUCGCGGCGGCGCUGCCUUCGUGCCUCAGUAUGCUGGCGGCAUCAUGAGGAUGCUGAGACUGGAGGCGGGAGACGAAGACAACAUGCCACUCACCAGGCAUGGAAUAGCGCAGCACUCGAAGGACCAAAAGCGGGAAGACGCCCUAAAUGAUGGGCUAGAUCUGAUAAUUGCUCCCGGUGUGGCAUUCACUAAAAAUGGUGGUAGAGUGGGACACGGCGGAGGAUAUUACGACAAAUAUAUAGCACAUCUGAGAUCCAAGCCAAACGCACCUAAGGUCAUAGCAGUAGCAUUCAACUGCCAGGUAUUAGACGAGGUGCCAAUGGAUGAGUUUGAUCAGAAGAUUGAUGGAGUCAUCUACGCGGAUGAAUAAAUUAUUAUUUUUCUUAAAUAUUGUUAUACUAUUAAUAUCAGUUCGCUUUAUUAAUCUA